UCCCGUGCCAACAACGUUAGAAACAGACAUCACAACAGGACAGAGAAAGCAGCCAUGUAGGCUUAUAGUAGAGCGAGGGACAAGACAAACACAAUGUUCUAUACUCUGGAAACUGUUCUGAUUCCUGAUCUCUAUCAAAUAAAAAAGGAAUUUGAUCUCAUUGAUAUUACAGAAUGGUAUACUCGACUUCUAUUAGAACAUGUAACAAAACCUCGUCAUCUAUGUGGACUUCCCCUAUCACUGUUUGUGUUAAAAGAUAUGUAUGGUAUGAAGAAACGGCUGAGAGAAUCACGAAUUCCUGAGAUUAUAGAUAUCAUUUCCUGUUUAUGUGACGUAGCUUGCUUUGUUCAUCUAAAUAUUGAAAUGGAAGGUGUACAGUUGUGUAAACCUCAACAACAGAAAAAAUCGUCGUUUGAAGGAACAUUUCUUCAUGGUCAGAACAAGAAUAAAUCGAACCUACUGAAAUUGAUGAACAAACACUCUGAUCUUUUCCCCAAACUUCUGUGUGCCAAAGUGGUAAGUGUCCGUUUACCGCUAUACAUACUGAUCUGUUCUCAAAACUUCUAUGUGCCAAAGUGUGGUAAGUGUUCGUUUACCGUUAUACAUACUGAUCUGUUCCCAAAGCUUCUGUGUGCCAAAGUGAAAUUUGGAGGUGUACGGAGGGACUUGGGCUUAUGCGAGAGAAGUAUACGUAAUUUCGAAAAAGGUAAAGAGCCCGGAUUAAACGUAAACAAAGUAGUAGAAGAAAGAUUUCUCGCCAAAAAAUUACAAACCUUAAAAUCAAAAGACAGCAAAGAAUUGAAAAAAAUGGAGAAAGUCAUGUCGGAGUUUGAAGAGUUAGCAGGUGAAAUAUCGAAGCUCGCUAACAUUAUACAGGAACAGAUUCUAAGAAGAACGAAGGACCAAAUGAACAGUAUCCAUAACAACUUAAAAACUAUAUUGCGUACCUGUAAAUUAGACAAGAAGUAA
This is a messenger RNA of Mytilus trossulus (common blue mussel), 969 nucleotides long. RefSeq lists its product as uncharacterized. Lineage: Eukaryota; Metazoa; Mollusca; Bivalvia; Mytilida; Mytilidae. The record is from RefSeq and is a predicted model, not a curated record. Bases 94 to 969 code for a protein of 291 amino acids. The transcript is spliced from 7 exons.